Messenger RNA from Humulus lupulus (European hop), 1712 nucleotides. RefSeq names its product homeobox protein knotted-1-like 6. Bases 441 to 1460 code for a protein of 339 amino acids. The transcript is spliced from 5 exons. The record is from RefSeq and is a predicted model, not a curated record. Gene Ontology annotation, molecular function: DNA binding; DNA-binding transcription factor activity, RNA polymerase II-specific. Gene Ontology annotation, cellular component: nucleus. NCBI's taxonomy places the organism in Eukaryota, Viridiplantae, Streptophyta, Magnoliopsida, Rosales, Cannabaceae. Gene Ontology annotation, biological process: regulation of DNA-templated transcription.
GAAGAGAGAGGCGUCUCUCCAAAACUGGUUUUUUCUCAGCUUUGAGUGACAGUAGUAGUACUACUCAGCCUCGGUUUUAAGUAUCUCUUCCACAAACACACUCUCCCCCAACUCACCUUUCUGCAACUCCAAUUCUCUCAAAAAAACCCCUUUAAAUUUUCAAAUUACAAGUUAAACACAAAAGCACACACACACUCAAAACAAACACUAUGUCGAAAUAAAUACUAUCUUUUAUGGUUUUCUGUUAAUUUAGAGUUGCUAUUGCUAGUUUCUCUUUACUGUUAAGAAGCAGUAAAUCAUCUACAAGUGUUUUAUUUUUUUUUAAUUUUUUCUUUUUGGGGGGUUGUUCUUGUUUGGUGUGAUCUUCUAGAAGGAUAAGGAAAAAGAAAAGGAUAACCUUGAGAGAGAGAGAGAGAGAGAGGGAGGAGUUAAAUAGUAUUAUGGAUGAAAUGUAUGGACUUGAAGCAACAACGUCGGUGGAAUACUCAGACAAAGGUUUGAUGUCUCCGGAGAAUGAUGAUCUGCUUCUGCCCUCGGAUUACCCGACCUUUAGCUUCCGUGAUCAUCGGGUGCUGCCCUCGUUUUUUGGAUCCGAUGAUAACCAUCAUCACCAUCAUAGUAACAGUAGUCAUAAUCAUCAUCACCAGCAACUUCUCUCGGCAGCUUCGGCUGCUAUAUCUGAAGCGGUUUCAUUUCAACGAGAAGAAGAUGUUUCUAAUCUCAUCAAAACCAAAAUUGCUUCUCAUCCCACUUAUCCUAGACUCCUCCAAGCUUAUAUUGAUUGCCAGAAGGUUGGUGCGCCUCCGGAGAUAGCGAGUUUUUUAGAAGAAAUCCGUCGAAAAAACGAGCCUUAUAAGAGGGACUCGAUAAUCUCCACGUGCUUAGGAGCCGAUCCCGAGCUGGACGAGUUCAUGGAAACCUACUGUGACAUGUUAGUGAAGUAUAAAUCAGAUCUCGCUAGGCCUUUUGAUGAAGCAACUACUUUCCUCAGCAAGAUCGAAAUUCAACUCAGUAAUCUCUGCUCAUCUACUGGUGCCACCAAUACCAGAGGCCUUUCCGAUGAAGGUGGUGCAUCUUCGGAGGAAGAGUUGAGUGGAGGAGAGGUAGAGGGGCAACAAGAGUCUCAACUGAGAGGUGAAGACCGAGAUCUUAAAGAUAAGCUUUUACGAAGGUAUGGCAGCCAUAUUGGUACGUUAAAGCUCGAGUUUUCUAAGAAGAAAAAGAAAGGAAAGCUACCAAGAGAAGCUAGGCAAACCCUUCUUGACUGGUGGAAUCUUCACUAUAAAUGGCCUUAUCCAACGGAAGCGGAUAAGAAUGCACUAGCUGAGACAACAGGAUUAGAUCAGAAGCAAAUCAACAACUGGUUUAUAAACCAAAGAAAGCGCCAUUGGAAGCCGUCAGAGAACAUGCAAUUCGCGGUCAUGGAUAAUCUCUCUGGACAAUUUUACAGGGAUGACUGAUCGAUCGAGGUGCAAUAUUUUUGUACAUUCUCAUCAAAAUCAUGUUUUAAUUAAGUUUCGAGCUUCUGAUCUUGAUUGAUCAUCAUCCCAUCCAUUCCAUAUGUCUAAAAAACUAUGAAACUAAAAGAAAUGUUUAUACGCUAAGCUCUUCUUCUUGCGAUGGUCUAUAUCCUGAUAUAUGUGACUGCUGACAUUGAAUGUAUUGCAGAAAUUUCCCUCAAAGAAAAAGAAAUUGGAGGGAAAUAAGUCUAA